Molecule: messenger RNA, 5394 nt
Organism: Batrachochytrium dendrobatidis JAM81
Lineage: Eukaryota; Fungi; Chytridiomycota; Chytridiomycetes; Rhizophydiales
Exons: 3
Coding region: 1-5337 (1778 amino acids)
Biological process (GO): regulation of DNA-templated transcription
Cellular component (GO): Set3 complex; Rpd3L-Expanded complex
Source: RefSeq, a predicted model, not a curated record
AUGGCAUCACUUGUUCCUGUCGACAUAGAAAAGGACGGAGCUACCGAGGACGAAGGCGAAAUCAGAUGCAUUUGUGGUUUCCCUGACGAUGAUGGUUUCACCAUUCAAUGUGACCGAUGCUUCGUAUGGCAGCAUGCCAUCUGUGUUAAUAUCACUGCAAACACCGUACCUGAGCAGUAUCUUUGUGAGGAUUGCGACCCUCGUUGGCUGGAUGUCGAGAAUGCCAUUGCUCUUCAGGCUCGCAGAUUAAAGGAGGCUCGUGAGGGAAAGAAACUUCAGCCUAAAAAACUACCUGGAUUAGAACGUCAUCUAGACAAAAACUCGCCUCGAAAGAAAAAGGACAAUACAGAUGGACGACCAUUAGACUCGAAAAAGUCAAAAGUCAAGGCAAGGGUGAGAGAUGCUGCUGGUGGAAAUCCCAUUUCUGGACUUGCGACUGGUUCGCAUUAUUCAACCUUUUCGGCAGUCUUGUCCGACUCUCAUGGUGAUAUCAAUGUGCAUGGUAAUAUGGGCGGAUUACCACAAGUUUCUGUUCAAUCCAAUUCAAGUAAGCAUGUGGUUACACCUCCUCGAAAAAAGCACAAGGAGCGAGAGAAUGAUAAAUCUGCAGGAACUGGAGGAUCACACAAGCAUACUGGCCCACCAAACGAGUCUUCCUUGGGCAGUUCCUCUCAAUCACUUUUUGACUCAUCAUACACUGUCAACUCAUCUUCACGACCUGCUGGAUUGUUGCACCAUCUAACAAACAAUACAUCUAGACAUCAAAAAGAUCACACUACCGACUUGAAUGGAUCCAUUUCUCAUAUGAAUGAGCACACUAUAUCACACAAUGGAGACUCACUAAAACAGCGCGAUGCUUCUGCUCGUAAUCUGCUUUUAAACAACAGUCGAGGAACCACGCCAGAGCCUUUUAUUCGUCGUCGCCGAAAUAUUGUGGACGAGUCACGGCUGCAGUUUUCAUCCAUUUAUGAAGCAGAGUAUGCUGCAUUCAUUGACGAUUUUGCCGAAACUUCUACUGUUCAGUUUGCCUCUUUAGCCAUAGAGCGGCAUGUCACGUCCAUUCUACCACAGCUAUUCUCUGCUGCAUUGCUGUAUUUGAACCCUCCAUUAGAUAAAAAUUGCAUGGGGGUGCACUCUUGUAAUGUUUUUGUGGAUGGUAGUCGGCAAACAGCACAGUGUAAACCGAUUGCAAAACAUUCCAAGGCUGUCCUUGAUGAAUCUACUUUAAGCUCUACUGCACCUGAUCAAACUAUGAUUGUGGAGGAUGAUACACACUAUCUGGAUCAAGUAAGCUCGCCAAAAAAGCUACUAGUGGUAGAUGAUGAUACAGAAACAACUUCUACCACUAAUGAUAUGACUGAUUCUGGAUCUAGUGCCAAGUCCACCUCUGUCUUGGGAGCAGCAUCAACUACAGACAAGGAUGCAUUCGCUGCCGAUACUGACUUUUCACCACUUCCUUCACUACUUGCAAUGAAGGCGUCUGACUUGUCAUCUACUUACCCUAAUGCGGUAUAUUCCAUUGUAGAUGAAACUUUUCCUUCAGGUGCGCGUCAACGAGGUCUCUUUACUACACAUAGUAUUGCAGCCAAUCAAUUUAUUAGUGAAAUUUCUGGAGUUUUGUCUUGUGAUCAACAGCUGGAUGCUAAAGAGCGAUUUAUCUCUACUUUUCCAAUGCCACCUCCUUUAAAUACAACACUUUUACCGCCGUAUACGUUUUAUCACCCAUGUGAUGCAUUGAAGAUGAACGAUGAGACAUCGGGUUUAAAAUUGCCAAUCGCACUGGAUGCUCGAGAGGCAAGCACAGGAUCUGGUCGAUACGUUCGAUUCAGCUGUGGGUGUAAAAAUUCACCCGUUGCAAAUGCUCAAGUCCAUACAGUAGUUUGUGUAACAGGCCAAGAAUUCCGUGAAUUACAGUCUAAACAGAACAAAAAAUCUGUCGCGAGCUUAUCAAGCGAUGCAUCUACUGCCGAUACAUUGGGUCCUUUGUCAAAAGGUCAAGUUAUUUUAGAUGAUGAAAUGGAGCAUCCUGUUUUGCUGAAUGACAGAGUGCGGCUAUGUAUUUUUUCGACUGCCCCGAUCAAUAUGAAUGAGGAAGUAGUCUUGCACAUGGACUCGACUCGAUCCAUUUCAUUUCCCUGUGCGUGUUUGAAGAGCUCUACAAAAUGCACAGUUAUGGAUACUGUAAAUCGCAUUGAUAUGUUUCAAGAGCAUCAGGAUGAUUGGACUAGCGACACUACAAAUGCCGAGUAUUCUGCUAUUUUAAAUGCACGAGAUCAACUUCGAAAGCUUCGAAUUGAUUGUGAGCAACUUCAACAGAAGCGGUGGCUGAAAGGUGAUGAUUUAAUGCCAUCUUUAUUAUCGUAUGACCAUAAGGCGUCUCCAACUGAAGCACAUCACAACCGCAAGCAUGAUAUUGAUGCAACUGACGACGAUCCUAAUACCAAGCGUAUCAAACUGGACCCUGAUGUAGCCGUUCCGAGUGUAUUGACGUCAAAUCAACUUAUGAUCAAGCCUGUUGGAUGUAAAAAGGCAUGGAUGAAAACCUAUACUGAAAAUAUUGAAAAGCCUAUAAUGCUGCGAGAAUCAUCUUUUGAGGACACUUCACGGUCUAAUUUGCCUUGUGAUGACACUGGUCUGCCCUUUGUCGCCAACAAUGACUUGACCUCUGAUGGUGGUGAGCAAGAUGGUCUUUUUUCUUCAAACAACACUACGAGCGCAGUUGGCGACGAUUUUUUAGUAGAUUCAUAUCCAGCUGCCGCAGAAAAUACCGCGACAAGUGAAAAUGAUAUUGAAGAGCCAGCUCCUGUUCGUCGAGUGUCAUUUAGAGAUUUUAUGCUUAAACGUGGUCAAGCUCAUUCAACUAAUUUAAAUCCUCCUAUUGCCGAGGAAGGCAUGGCGGAUAUAAGCAUGAAUGAGCAAUCAUUUGUUGCAGCAAAUGACUCGAUUGAGGAAAAUGCUUUGGAAUCACCGACUGGUUUAAACAGCAAGCCUGCUUCUUCAGCAGCUAUUCUUGCAGAUAAUUUAAUGGAAAUAGACUCUAAAAUCGAAGCCGGUACCAAUACCACAUCAUCAAACAUUGUCAAUGUACAUUCUACUUUAACAUCAGAGUCCAGCAUAGUUGAUACGAUACAACAAGCUCCAAAACUAGAGGAGAAUCACGUUGGCUUUUUGCAAAAAUAUCAUACUCUUGUUUCAAGACACAAGGAGAUCCAUGUUGGUGCUGAUGCUGCUACUUUGGAUGCAACUCCUGAAACGACGACGAUGAUUGAUCCUGUUUCUGUACCAAGCGCUUUUAAACAUCCUGCUACUCAUGUUGAUGGUGAUCAACUUUUCCCUGUAAACCUAUCAUCUAGCCUCACUACUGUCAAAUCGGAACCUGUGUAUACAGUGGCAACAUUGCAUAAAGAUUUUGUCGAUACCCAAAAAGAGGACAAAACUACCAUUUCUGACUCAGUCGUGCUCAGUCCUAGUUUGCAUAAGAUACCAGCUUUGGACAUUACAUCCAAAAGCAAUGGGGAUACCGCAGCACCAACAGUUAAACAAGAACUAUCUUUUGAAUCCAAGAAAUCACCUACGUUGAUUCAUACAACAGGCACUACCGACACACAUGAGGACCCAGUAACAGAUGAUCGCGCUUUAUUAUAUGCUAGUACUUAUGCCUCUCAAUCCGAGUACAAGCCUCACCUGAAUUCAUCAGCAGACUAUGAUCCAUUAUUGCGACUUGAUUCGCCUUCUACACAACUUAAACCGGAUCAUGUCACAGAGACUGGUUUCCACGACAGCUCCACAUCCAAAGGAUCUUCUUCAAUAUAUAGUGGUGGCUAUAGAUCUUAUACUCAUCGUCCACCAUCACCAUAUCGUGAUCGUUUAGCCUCGGUAGAUCGAAGGCGAUUCGAUCGGUCGAUGGGUGGUGAUACAGCUCAAUUAGGAUCAAACGGUUCAGGAUUGUGGGGAGAUCGACGCAAUACUACUUCAGUUUCUUUGUUUUCAAGAGAAAGUGGAGAGUAUAAUGCUGAAGAAACUGGGUCUGGUAUAUCUGCAUCUAGAAACCGACAUGCAGCACCCUAUGAGCCACGGUAUGCAUCUAGUGGAUGGGGACGAGAUUUUGAUGCACGUGGUGGUAACAGUGGGGUCAUGCAAGCGUCACUUCCACCACCACCGCCUCCUAGUUAUUUGCAUAUGACCUCGGGCGAUCGAGGCAGAGGAUCCACUGACCGCGGGAUGCGUCUUCGUCGUGAUCGUAGUAGAAGCUCUAGUCGCAGCAAAGAUCAAAAUCUUGAGCAUAUGCGUGACCGACUUCGAGACCGUGAAAGAGAGUUUGAUACACGAUUAGAGUAUGACCGUGAAUGGGAUUCAAGAGGCAUGGAGACAGGUGGGCGUGAUCGAAACCGGGAUCGACAUCGAGACUUUGGUGUUGAUAGAGAGUAUGAUCGCAGCAAAGUGCGCGAGUAUCCAUAUGGCAAUAGUCGAUAUGGUGGUGGAGUUUCUACUUCAGGUGGUACAUAUGGUGAUGGAGAUGUCAGUCCACGUAGACUAUCUGUGUCGCCUUAUGUUUCUGGUAAUCGGAAUGGAGCGAGUCCUAUUGGCGAUCGUGGUCCAGUAAGAAGGCCUGCAUAUGGCACGGGUUUCAAGAGGAGCAAGGGAAAAUCGCCUUCCAAAUCACCCUCUCGGUCACCUGAGCGGUCCGACUCUCGUUCUCCACCACCCACAUCGAGACCCCCACUUUCUGAGUACCAUGAGCCUGUGAGAAAACGAAAAUCAUCCUUGUCACCUUCACCGCGAUCCAUGCGGGUAAACUCGCAUGGAAGCAGUAGUGGAAGCGCGGGAGUAUUUGCACCACUUGCCUCUGGUAUGGCAGCAGAGGGUACUGAUUCCAAUGAACGAAGCAAAGUAUCAUCACCACUUGCUCCAUCCAUACCAUCAGCGGAAAUGCCACAUCAGUCCUCUGGUGGUGCUGGCCAAUAUCCGACAGGAACCACUACUGCUGGACAAGCAAGCGCAGGAAUAGCAUAUUCACGAAAGUAUGGACCGCCGCCUUUGACUGGAGUAAGUCCAUAUGGUCGUCGCUCACGAGAUCGAUAUGCCAGCGGGUCAGACGUGCCAUCAUCCAAUGCAUCCUAUAGAGGGUAUGAUCGAAGUAAUGGUGAAGAGAGUGGUAUGCGUGGAUUACAUUCUGGCGUGUUAUCCAACAACGGCGGUGGUACAGGUGGGACUAGUUCUGGAUAUCGGUCAGGAUGGACGACAGGAAGAGAAGGAGUAGAUCGAGAGCGAGACUUGAGAGAAUCACUGCGUGAUCAUCGCGGACGAGACCGUGACUGGGAUCGUAGACUGGACUGAUUUGUCGACAGAUAGGAUUGGUGGUUUGGUCAGGAUAAUAAAUAUAUUGUUAAUCAU